UUUUUCCCCUUUGGAAGGUAAAGGUUCCCUUCAGUUCUGGCUUUCAUCUGGAUUGUGACUCUUCAAUAAGAUGAUAGUACACUAUGUGUUAUAGAUGAGGAGAAUGUAUAAAGUCCUGAUAUCUGCUUCAUGUGCUGCUAAAUGAAUGCAACCAAUACUCACCUUUUCCUAUAUUGUCGAAUGGAAAACUAUAGUUGUACUGCACCUACUCGUGCUUUGGUGAAGCUGGGUUGGUGCCUAGGUUUGUCGUAGAUUUCUUACUAAUGAGGGUAUGGGGUUUUGGGAGUAGCAAGAAUGGUAGAGCUUUAUGGAAUUGCAUGGUUUUUGCAAUCCUGUGGACCCUUUAGUUCAAGAGGAAUGCUAGAACCAUCAAAGAUCGUUCAACCUCUCCUAGCUUGUUAUGGGAUAGAGUGGUGUUUUUGACAUCUUUUUAACCUUUUCAUUUGGUUUGUUUUGGGGCUGCUUUCUGUUUGACCUUCAAAUACAUUAAUUUUUUAAAUAAAAAACGGAGAAAAAUUUUAACAUAAAAUUGCAUUUAAAUCAGUGUCUUCAAUUUUGAAUGGGAAACCAUUCGCUUAUGUUUUAAUGUUAAAUCAAUGAAAAAGUAUUAUUACUUAUGACAUAAAUGAUAGGAAAAAUCUAAAUCUAAUGUUACGAACAACAUCAGCCAUAGAUAUCAAUAUAUCAUGUUAGUUGUGGGUAUUGUGGUUUUGAUAAGUUAAAGUACCCUCCUUUAGCUCAAUACAACCCACAAUAUGUAGAAUUCACCACCCAUAUCUAAAAGGUUGAGUAGAUCAUGCUGAUGUCUACUCAUAGCAUGAUAUGCUUCUUUUAAUAAGUGUUUUUGGCCAAAUCAAGUUAUUAACAGAAAUUAAUACUUCGAUAAUUUAAUGAUUCAACCAGUUCAUCAUAGUAAUUGCACGUAAUAAAAUAAAAAUAUGUUUUAUAAUGAUAAAUUAAUAAUAAAUUUUGUAGAGAAAGUGAAUACUUAAAAGCAAAGUAACUUUAAAUAAAACAAUUAGUAAUGACGGGCCCUUCGGGCAUCAUAUUUUCGCCAAGUUUGCCGUACCUCCAGCCCAUAUGUUACGUGACCAUAAUAUUUUGUUACGUUCCACCGCUCUUACGCCAGAAAUAAAAGGUUCCACACAAGCUCCCGUUCUGCGAUGUGGUGGCAGGAUCGCUAGGGGAUUGGCUCCGGGUGAGACAUGAUUGCAGUAUAGCAUUCUAUAUAAAUAAAAAUUACAAGUAAUGCAGAAUCUAAUUAAUAUAUGUCAAAAUAUUAUUUUGACUACAAAAAAUUAAUAGUCUCUUGUUGUUGAUUUUAGUUACCGCAAUUAUAUUAGGGCUUAUUAAUAUAUAAGUGACUAAAUACUAUACAAUAUAUUAAAGGGUAAUUAAAUGGAGAUGACUGUACUUAAAUAUGAACAAAUAUCUUGAUGAAACCUAUAAACAAAAAAUCAACGAUAUUUCUUAUAUAUAUAUAUUUGACAUUUCAGCUUUAUCUAUUUCACAUUUUAAUGUGCAGAAAUAAUAUAUGAAAUGUAAUUAUUUUGAUAGUAAUUAGGGUAAAAAUGAAAUUAAAUUUUAAUAAUAAAUUACAAAAAAUAAUAUGGUAACAUGGGAUUAAUGAGUUUAUAUCAAGAUAAUAUUCUUACUGAAAUAUUACUGAUCUUUAUUCUUCCUAAAAAAAAUAUUCUUACCAAAAAAAAUAUUUUCUUACUGUCAAUUUCAGUUAUUGUGACUACAUUAGACUUAUUAAUUUAUAAUUUACUAUUUUUAUAUUUAAAAAACAUAAAUGAUAUUUUUAAAGUAAAAAACAGAGGUUUUUUUUUUUUUUUUACGAAAGAAAAAUACUUAGUUUCUGUGCGCUCACAUAAUAUAUAAGCGACAUAUUGCAACAAUAAUACUUGGUCCAAAUGUUCAUUCAAUUUUAUUUUAUUUUUUUGGUGCAAGUGAAAAUUAAUUAAAAUAUGAUGUAGAAAUAUUAUAAAAAAGAUCAAAUAAUAAAUAAAAUGUAAUUAUUUUGAUAGUAAUUAGGGUAAAAAUGAAAUGGAAUUUUAAUAAUAAAUUACAAAAGAUAAUAUAGUAACAUGGGAUUACUUAGUUUAUAUCAACAUAAUAUCUUCUUUUUUUUAAAGUAAAAUACUUAGUUUCUGUGUAUUCACAUAAUAUAUAAGAGAUGUGUUGCAACAAUAAUAGUUGGACCAAAUGUUCAUUAAUUUUUUUUUUUGGUGCAAGUGAAAAUUAAUUAAAAUACGAUGUAGCAAAAUAAAUAGUUUGCAGUGAUGCCAUAAUUAAAUUAUGAAAACUAUUUUUCACAGUAAGUAAAACAAGGAUUGCAAAGGCUUUCCACAACAUCCAUAAAUCAAUAAUUUGUCUGAUGGCAAUUGAUAGAACCCAAUCAAGCCUAGCACAAUAAAUUAGUCAAUUUAGUUGUCACUACAUAAUAUGGAUAUCGUAGUGUAGGUUGUCAUGGUGGUACUUUCCUCAAAUCAUGGUUAGAGGCUACUCAGAUAUAAAGGUGAGAGAUUAAAGCAAAACUCUCUUGCUCUUAAGUUUUGGCAUAGCCAUCCUCUUUGGCUCCAGUGCUGCCAUCACUGUGCAUGGCCACUGACAUUGCCACUCUCUUGCUGUCAUGCUGUGGUAGUUGCUGUCACAUACACUGCAAUUUAGGCUGCCCUAGACCUAAUACUCGGUAGUUGUUCCUUUCAUUUUAUAUAUGUGAUUUUUAUUUAGAAAAUUUGUGAAGAUUUUAUUUUAGGGAAAGAAAAGAUAAUGAUUGGAGAAAAGAACAUGUGCCCAGAGAAAAGAAUGCAUAAUUGGAGAAAAAUAUGUUAUAAUAGCCAUGGUAACAUAUUUAAUUAAUCGAAAAAAAUUAUAAUUUUCAGAUUUUUAGGACAAAAAUUGGACUGUAUUAGUGUUUAACUGUAAUGGGAUUGUAAUUUAGUUAUUGCUUUUUUAAAAGAGUUAAAAAUUCAAGAAAAAAAGGAUUAUGAGAGCAGCUUUUUUUAUGCCUGAUGACAUGUAAAUCUAUUGGUGCAAAAUUAUAUAUAGAUGUUCGAUUAUUUAUUUACAAUAUGCAGAUAUGCUAUUAUUUGGGCAUUAAAGAACCAUCUUUUUUGGCUUCACCCAUUAGACUUAGCUUUACAAUCAUAUGGACUAUUAAGUGUUAGAAUCAUUGAGAUUUGGUUUUAUGUAUUGUAAUUUAUUAAUUUCUAGGUGUAGAGGGCUGAUUGACAACUUUCUUGCCUGAUUUACUUUCAUAUUCCUUGCUUAUCCUAUUAUUUUGCGAGUUUUGCUAUUUUCAUCUUUAGUAUUUUUUUUCACCUUCUGUUUGAUUGUGGAUAAAAUGAAGGAAAAGAAAAGAAUGUAAGUGGUUUUUCAUUCCCAAAGUGUUUUAUAGGUCAUGUUGUUUUUGGUUCCCAAAUAACAAAUACUUGCCUCAAUUAAACCAAACAGCAUAUUAAGAUCAGUUUCAUGGAGUUCUGUGCUCUCUUAGCUCCCAAAUUAUGAGAAUUGGAGUUUUCUUAUCCUUUUCUGCUUUGUCUGCAACCAAAUGGAAGGUGAAGCAUUAUAAUUCCCAACUAUUAUGGUCUUCUUGGUCAUAUGUGAUUAUCAAUGAUGAAAUAUUCCCAGUUUUCAGGCCAAGUCCCCUAAGAACCUCCCCCAUUUGGAUAAAACACUUAAGGAUCUUUGUUAUUCUGGAAGAUUGACGGAAGCAGUUGACAUGUUGUGCCGCACAGGAUCACAGGUGGAUCCACAGAGUUAUGCCCUUCUAUUGCAAGAAUGUAUCUUCAGGAAAGAAUUUAAGAAGGGGAGGAGAAUUCAUGUGCAAAUGAUUAUUGUUGGAUUUGUUCCUGAUGAAUAUUUGAAUGUCAAAUUGUUGAUAUUGUAUGCAAAAUCAGGGGAUCUAGAAACUGCCAAUAUCCUGUUCAAUAAACUGCUGAAUAAGAGCUUAAUCUCAUGGAAUGCAAUGAUCUCUGGGCAUGUACAAAACGGUUUUGAUGAAAUGGGUUUAAGUCUUUAUGAAAGGAUGAGACAGAGUGGUUUGACACCAGAUCAGUUCACUUUUGCCUCAGUAUUCCGAGCUUAUGCCUCAUUGGCAACUUUGGAGGAUGGCAAGCGAGCCCAUGGUGUCAUGAUAAAGAGCCAGAUAAGGGAAAAUGUUGUAGUUAAUAGUGCCCUCAUGGAUAUGUACUUCAAAUGCAGCAGCCUAAGUGAUGGGCAUCAGGUAUUUGAUAAAUCUUUGAAUAGAAACGUUAUCACAUGGACAGCUUUGAUUUCUGGAUAUGGCCAACAGGGAAGAUUUGAAGAGGUUUUGCAACUUUUUCACAAGAUGAGAAGGGAAGGUCUUAGACCAAACCAUGUUACUUUUCUUGCAGUUCUUUGUGCUUGUAGCUAUGGAGGUUUGGUUAAUGAAGGUUGGAUAUAUUUUUCAUCAAUGAUGAGAGAUUAUGGCAUUCAACCUAGAGGUAAACAUUAUGCAGCCAUGGUUGAUCUAUUAGGGCGUGCUGGGAAGUUAGAGGAGGCUUAUGAGCUUCUUCAGAAUUCACCAUGCAGGGAACAUGCAGUGAUGUGGGGUGCUUUGCUUGGGGCUUGUAGGAUACAUGGGAACCUAGAUCUGUUGAAGCUUGCAGCGAAGAAAUAUUUUCUUUUAGAACAUGAAAAUCCUGAUAAGUAUAUUUUCUUGUCUAAUGCAUUUGCAAGUUUUGGGUUGUGGGACACUGUUGCAGAUGUUAGAGGUACGAUGAAGGAAUUGGGGAUGAAAAAGGAACCUGCUUAUAGCAGGAUUGAGGUCCAAAGGGAGCUCCAUUUCUUCUUCAUGGGUGAUAAAUCUCACGAAGAAAGUGAGCAAAUAUGUCAAAUGAUCAAGCAAAUAACUUGCAUUCUGAAAGAUGCUGGCUAUGUUCCUGAUUUAAGCUGUGACUAGUUCAUAUUACAGGAUAGGUUCAUGUCCUCGACAUUUCUUUUCUUUUGUGGUUUAUUAUUUGGGAGAUAGAAAAGCCUUAUACCUUGAACUUCCUCCUAGCUGUUCUGUGGAAUUUGUCAGAAUCUGAAGUUCCCAUAUCAAUCACCUCAAAUAUGGUGGGGGUUGGGACUUGGGAUCAUCAACAGGAAAAUUUAUAAAAAAAAAAAAAGGCAUGUUCAAAGUUGGGUAAUAAUUAGCAGCGGUUUGAUGAUUAUCUUUGAGAAUAACAUGCGGAGAUGGUCAUGUGCAUUCCUUGAGGUGCUUUACACUGGAGCUCCUUGAAUUUCUGGUUGAAUGAUGGAAAGGGUGAAGUCUUGAUAAGCUGACUCCCUGUAGGCUUGAGAUAAGAAAGUAAAGUCCUGAACUUCGUAACCUCCUGCAGAGCCAAUAGGUGUUCCACAUGUCGUGGUAUCUAUUUCCAGCAUUUUACUGGGUACAACAGAUACUUGAGAAAAGAAAAUUCUCACUGUUUCCCUAGCUGGUUGGCCUCCUUAAAUAAUGCUCCAUUAGAGGCUGCUGCACAGGAUUCCCAGACUGCCAUAUUAUUUUUAAUCUUGCAAGCUCAUGUCCUUUGCGACCCUUAUUUUCUGUGUAUUUGAUGAAUCCUUACAAGCUUUUCAGUAGAUUGGGCAGUUUUUGUUGGUUGGGAAGUUUCUUGACUAGAAGAAUGCCAAGAAACAAGCCCCACAACCUAUAUAUUGUUUGAAUCCCUCAAAUCAAUGUCCUUAUGCAUCCAGAUGAGUAAAAAAACAAUUUUUUUAGGAUUUCCAUUUCAGAAGUUUGAAUGAAAGCGAGGUUGCUGAGUUUACUUGUUUAUUGGGUGUGUUGAAUUCAUUUUUUCCUACUACGAGAGGGGGAUGCAAGGCUUUGGAUUGGGGAAUCUUCAGGUUCUUUCUCUUCAAAGUCAAUUUUUACUCAUCUUACUAGCCCUUUCUGUUUGAGCAAAGCUCUUUGGAAAGCAAAAGUUCCUCUUAAGAUCCAGGUUUUCAUCCGGACUCUUGUUCUCAAAAGAUUAAUGCGAAUGAUUUGCAACAGGUAAGGUGCCCUCAUUAAGCUCUCAGUCUGGAUGUUUGUGUGACAUGCUGUGAGGCAAAUGAGACUAUGGUCAUCUGUUCCUUCAUUUGCCACAUGGCAAGGUAUUUGUGGAACGGUUUGUGGUGAGGAUUUGGUGGCUCUGCAGAAUGGUGAAGUUUUGGGGUUUUGGGAAGAGUAGAAGAUGGACUUUUUGGAACUGUGCACUGUUGUCAGUUGUGGAUACUUUGGCUUGAAAGGAAUGCUAGAAUUUUCAAGGACCAGAAGACUUCUCUGAUUUUCCUUUGGGAGAAAGUUAGGUAUUUUGCUUUUUUUUUGGGGGGUGGCCAUUCUUUUGAGGUUUUGGGGGUCUAUCACUGUCCGAUAUUCAAAUGGAUUGGAAGGUUUGUUGUCUUUUAUUGGAGGAUGUCUUAUCCUUUUUUACUUGUAAUUAUUUAUUUUUUUUUUUAUCUUAAAAGAAAAAACUAAAAAAGGUUAAUUUUUAUUUAGGGUAGCAACUAUUUUGAUGCAAGACCUAAGUCAUCACUCACAGGAGAUAAAUCUUAACACUCAAAA
Molecule: messenger RNA, 6556 nt
Organism: Malania oleifera
Lineage: Eukaryota; Viridiplantae; Streptophyta; Magnoliopsida; Santalales; Ximeniaceae
Product: pentatricopeptide repeat-containing protein At4g16470
Exons: 1
Coding region: 3728-4930 (400 amino acids)
Biological process (GO): RNA modification
Molecular function (GO): RNA binding; protein binding
Source: RefSeq, a predicted model, not a curated record